Molecule: messenger RNA, 4840 nt
Organism: Odobenus rosmarus divergens (Pacific walrus)
Lineage: Eukaryota; Metazoa; Chordata; Mammalia; Carnivora; Odobenidae
Gene: MINK1
Product: misshapen-like kinase 1
Exons: 32
Coding region: 210-4094 (1294 amino acids)
Biological process (GO): protein phosphorylation
Molecular function (GO): ATP binding; protein kinase activity
Source: RefSeq, a predicted model, not a curated record
CGGGAGGCUCGGGUUGCGGGCUCCGGGCGCUAGCUCCUGUCAGUCGGUGGGUCGGUCCUCCCGCCGGCCCUCCCCCUCCGCGUCCUCCGGGGGAGGCGCGGCGGAGUCCGCCCCCGGGAUCCCCCGAUGGGGGAGAAGCGGCGACGGCGGCAACGGAAUAACCGAGCCGGAGCGUGAGCGGCCCCGGGGCCCGGCUGCCCGCGGAGGCCAUGGGCGACCCAGCCCCCGCCCGCAGCCUGGACGACAUCGACCUGUCCGCCCUGCGGGACCCUGCUGGAAUCUUCGAGCUGGUGGAAGUGGUUGGCAAUGGAACGUACGGACAGGUGUACAAGGGUCGGCACGUCAAGACUGGGCAGCUGGCUGCCAUCAAGGUCAUGGACGUCACGGAGGAUGAGGAGGAGGAGAUCAAACAGGAGAUCAACAUGCUGAAGAAAUACUCUCACCACCGCAACAUCGCCACCUACUACGGGGCCUUCAUAAAGAAGAGCCCCCCCGGGAAUGAUGACCAGCUCUGGCUGGUGAUGGAGUUCUGUGGUGCUGGUUCCGUGACAGACCUGGUAAAGAACACGAAAGGGAACGCUCUGAAGGAAGACUGUAUCGCCUACAUCUGCAGGGAGAUUCUCCGGGGUCUGGCCCAUCUCCAUGCCCACAAAGUGAUCCAUCGGGACAUCAAGGGGCAGAAUGUGCUGCUGACGGAGAAUGCCGAGGUCAAGCUAGUGGAUUUUGGGGUGAGUGCUCAGCUGGACCGCACUGUGGGCAGGCGGAACACUUUCAUCGGGACCCCCUACUGGAUGGCCCCGGAGGUCAUCGCCUGUGACGAGAACCCCGAUGCUACCUACGACUACAGGAGUGACAUUUGGUCUCUAGGAAUCACAGCCAUCGAGAUGGCAGAGGGGGCCCCCCCUCUGUGCGACAUGCAUCCCAUGCGAGCCCUCUUCCUCAUCCCCCGGAACCCACCCCCCAGACUCAAGUCCAAGAAAUGGUCUAAGAAGUUCACCGACUUCAUUGACACGUGUCUCAUCAAGACCUACCUGAGCCGCCCGCCCACGGAGCAGCUGCUCAAGUUCCCGUUCAUCCGCGACCAGCCCACGGAGCGGCAGGUCCGCAUCCAGCUCAAGGACCACAUCGACCGCUCCCGGAAGAAGCGAGGCGAGAAAGAGGAGACGGAGUACGAGUACAGCGGCAGCGAAGAGGAGGACGACAGCCACGGGGAGGAAGGCGAGCCCAGCUCCAUCAUGAAUGUGCCCGGGGAGUCGACGCUGCGCCGGGAGUUCCUGCGGCUGCAGCAGGAGAACAAGAGCAACACGGAGGCCCUGAAGCAGCAGCUGCAGCAGCAGCAGCAGCGCGACCCCGAGGCGCACAUCAAGCACCUCCUGCACCAGCGCCAGCGCCGCAUCGAGGAGCAGAAGGAGGAGCGGCGGCGCGUGGAGGAGCAACAGCGGCGCGAGCGGGAGCAGCGGAAGCUGCAGGAGAAGGAGCAGCAGAGGCUCGGGGACAUGCAGGCCCUGCGGCGGGAGGAGGAGCGGCGGCAGGCCGAGCGCGAGCAGGAGUACAAGCGGAAGCAGCUGGAGGAGCAGCGGCAGUCCGAGCGGCUCCAGAGGCAGCUGCAGCAGGAGCACGCCUACCUCAAGUCCCUCCAGCAGCAGCAAGGCCUGCCCGGGGACAGGAAGCCACUGUACCAUUACGGCCGGGGCGUCGGUCCCGCCGACAAGCCGGCCUGGGCCCGAGAGGUCGAGGAGCGAACGAGGAUGAACAAGCAGCAGAACUCCCCCUUGACCAAGACCAAGCCCAGCAGCACAGGGCCUGAGCCCACCCUCCCCCAGGCCGCCCCAGGGCCCCCGGGCCCCCUUUCCCAAACUCCUCCUAUGCAGAGGCCGGUGGAGCCCCAGGAGGGACCGCACAAGUCCCUGCAGGACCAGCCCACCCGAAACCUGGCUGCCUUCCCAGCCUCCCAUGAGCCUGACCCCGCCGUCCCCACGCCCACUGCCACGCCCAGCGCCCGGGGAGCAGUCAUCCGCCAGAAUUCAGAUCCCACCUCCGAAGGGCCUGGCCCCAGCCCGAACCCCCCAGCCUGGGUCCGGCCUGAUCCUGAGGCCCCACCCAAGGUGCCUCAGAGGACCUCCUCCAUCGCUGCCGCCCUCAAUACCAGUGGGGCUGGAGGGGCCCGGCCCACUCAGGCUGUCCGCGCCAGACCUCGCAGCAACUCCGCCUGGCAAAUCUAUCUGCAAAGGCGGGCAGAGCGGGGCACCCCCAAGCCUCCAGGGUCCCCCGCUCAGCCCCCUGGCCCGCCCAACGCCUGUAGCAACCCUGACCUCAGGAGGAGCGACCCUGGCUGGGAGCGCCCAGAAGGCGCCCUCCCCUCUCAUGGGCACCUGCCCCAGGCUGGCUCGCUGGAGCGGAACCGCGUGGGAGCCUCCUCCAAACUGGAUAGCUCCCCAGUGCUCUCCCCCGGCCACAAAGCCAAGCCUGAGGACCACCGCUCCCGGCCAGGCCGGCCUGCAGAUUUCGUGCUGUUGAAAGAGCGAGCCCUGGACGAGGCCCCGCGGCCUCCCAAGAAGGCCAUGGACUACUCGUCGUCCAGCGAGGAGGUGGAGAGCAGCGAAGACGAGGAGGAAAGCAACGGCGAGCCAUCCGAGGGGAGCAGAGACACCCCCGGGGCCCGUGACGGGGACACCGACAGCGUCAGCACCAUGGUGGUCCACGACGUGGAGGAGGUAGCCGGGACCCAGACCCCCUAUGGGGGCGGCACCAUGGUGGUCCAGCGCACUCCCGAGGAGGAGCGCAGCCUGCUCCACGCGGACAGCAACGGCUACACGAACCUCCCCGACGUGGUGCAGCCCAGCCACUCGCCCACCGAGAGUGGCAAAGGUCACAGCCCCCCCUCGAAGGAUGGAGGCGGCGACUACCAGUCUCGCGGGCUGGUGAAGGCCCCUGGCAAGAGCUCAUUCACGAUGUUCGUGGACCUAGGGAUCUACCAGCCUGGAGGCAGUGGGGACACCAUCCCCAUCACAGCCCUGGUUGGGGGGGAGGGCAGCCGGCUGGAUCAGCUCCAGUACGACGUGCGGAAAGGCUCCGUGGUCAAUGUGAACCCCACCAACACCCGUGCCCACAGCGAGACCCCCGAGAUUCGGAAGUACAAGAAGCGGUUCAAUUCAGAGAUUCUCUGUGCGGCCCUAUGGGGUGUCAACCUGCUGGUGGGCACGGAGAACGGCCUGAUGCUGCUGGACCGAAGCGGGCAGGGCAAGGUGUACGGGCUCAUCGGGCGGCGGCGCUUCCAGCAGAUGGACGUGCUGGAAGGGCUCAACCUGCUCAUCACCAUCUCAGGGAAAAGGAAUAAACUGCGGGUGUAUUACCUGUCUUGGCUCCGGAACAAGAUUCUGCACAACGACCCAGAAGUGGAGAAGAAGCAGGGCUGGACCACCGUGGGGGACAUGGAGGGCUGCGGGCACUACCGCGUGGUGAAAUACGAGCGCAUUAAGUUCCUGGUCAUCGCUCUCAAAAGCUCCGUGGAGGUGUACGCCUGGGCCCCCAAGCCCUACCACAAGUUCAUGGCCUUCAAGUCCUUCGCCGACCUCCCUCACCGCCCCCUGCUGGUCGACCUGACAGUGGAAGAGGGUCAGCGGCUCAAAGUCAUCUAUGGCUCCAGCGCGGGCUUCCACGCCGUGGACGUGGACUCGGGCAACAGCUACGAUGUCUACAUCCCCGUGCACAUCCAGAGCCAGAUCACCCCGCACGCCAUCAUCUUCCUCCCCAACACCGACGGCAUGGAGAUGCUGCUCUGUUACGAGGACGAGGGCGUCUACGUGAACACCUACGGGCGGAUCAUCAAGGACGUGGUGCUGCAGUGGGGAGAGAUGCCCACCUCUGUGGCCUACAUCUGCUCCAACCAGAUCAUGGGCUGGGGCGAGAAAGCCAUCGAGAUCCGCUCGGUGGAGACCGGCCACUUGGACGGCGUCUUCAUGCACAAACGGGCCCAGAGGCUCAAGUUCCUGUGCGAGCGGAACGACAAGGUGUUUUUCGCCUCAGUGCGCUCCGGGGGCAGCAGCCAAGUUUACUUCAUGACGCUGAACCGUAACUGCAUCAUGAACUGGUGAUGGCGCAGCCGUGCCCACAGCCAGACCCCCCAGGCCGCCCUUCUUUCCCCUCCCCGGGCUUUUGCUUUUGACUGGUUUGAUUCACUGGAGCCUGCUGGGAACGUGACCUCUGACCCCUGAUGCUUUUGUGAUCACGUGACCAUCCUGUCUGUCUCCUGCCCGCCCCCCCAUACGUUCUUCUCUCCAGAACUGUGCCUGUCCCGAUUCCAGGGAGAGGUACAGCUUCCCCUUCCCCGGAAUCGGGAUGGCCGAGCCCCACCCCCCUUUUCUCCGCUUCAGAGGAGAGUGCUUGGGGCGUGGACCCCGGACCCCACUGCUGCUGACCGGGCAGGGCCCUGGGCCCCUUCAUUUGCACGUCAGGGGAGCCGGCUUCCCCCCUUGAAUGUACCAGACCCUGGGGGGGGUCACUGGGCCCUAGGUUUCAGGGGGGUCGCCCGCCACUCCAGGGGCAGGGACCAUUUCCUCAUUUUCUGAAAGCACUUUAAUGAUUCCCCUCCCCCCAAACCCCAGGGACUGGAGGGGGGACCCCGCCAGCCAAAACAUUUCCCCCUUUCCAACCCCAUUUCUUUCUAGCCUCUGUCCUUCCCUGGUGGAGGGAGGGAGCAGGGAGCUCUCGCCCCCCGCCCCGCACCCCCUUGCUUGCCUCUGUAUAUAGUGUGAGCAGCAAGUAGCCCCAUCCUGCCCCGCUCCUUCUCAAUGUAGUGGCCUUGGAUAUUCCGUUUGUUAAUAAAGACAAUUCAACCAGC